This is a messenger RNA of Topomyia yanbarensis, 450 nucleotides long. Its product is annotated as keratin-associated protein 19-2-like. The record is from RefSeq and is a predicted model, not a curated record. The transcript has a single exon. Bases 1 to 450 code for a protein of 149 amino acids. NCBI's taxonomy places the organism in Eukaryota, Metazoa, Arthropoda, Insecta, Diptera, Culicidae.
AUGUAUCACGCCGAAAAGCUUUGUUUAUUGCUACUGUUCGGGCUGGAGCUCGUACAUUCAGUACCUGUGAAGAGUGCAGCUGACGUCGCUUACCCGGAAGUGAUAGUACCAACUGAAACUGCAGCUGGGAAAAUUAGGACGGAGGACGCAACUCGUGAUAAACGACAUCUGGACUUCGGAGGCAUCGGAAUUGGCGUUGGACUGAUUGGUGGUGGAUUUGGUGGAGGUUAUGGAGGAGGCUAUCCUCCCUAUGGAGGAUUUGGACCGUACGGUGGUGGUGGUGGAUUUGGACCGUACGGUGGCUACGGUCCGUACGGAGGAUUUGGACCACAGGGAGGAUUCGGACCGUACGGGGGACUUGGACCAUAUGGAGGAAUAGGAGUGCCCUACGGAGGAUAUGGUGGUGGCUAUGAGUACGGUUAUGGUUCCAGUUACGGUUUCUACGGUUGA